This is a messenger RNA of Nerophis lumbriciformis (worm pipefish), 1697 nucleotides long. The record is from RefSeq and is a predicted model, not a curated record. NCBI's taxonomy places the organism in Eukaryota, Metazoa, Chordata, Actinopteri, Syngnathiformes, Syngnathidae.
UUUAAUUAGCACAUUUUUGUGUGGCGCCACUUGCUUACAGAAUUGUUGGUUUUAUCAAAGACACGUUUAUAUAUACAAAAUCUUGGACUCGAACAAGGCGGACAUGACGUCACAUAUUGUGUUUACGACAGUUCCACUGUGUUUACGGCGGUUGCGUUAAUCUUUUUAGCUUAGUUUAAUGUCCAUACACGUUUGUAAAUAUUUUCAUCCUCGUCAUGUCUGUGUGUGUAAUUAAAACAUGUUAGUCAUUCUCAAUUGAGAAAGACAAUGGUGGCUUAGAGGCAGGGCAGGAAGGAGAAGAAGUCUCCCCAAAGAUGGCCACUGAGCUCCAUGAGGCUAUAGUCAUGGCCAAGCAGGAGCGCCACAAAAAUCUCUUCCUCAACUACAGAAAUCUGAACAAUUUCCCAGUCGAUCUGCUCAAAGAUGAAGGCCUACAGUUUCUGGAGAGGCUUUACAUGAAGAGGAACUUGCUCACUACAUUGCCUGACAAUCUUGCACAGAAGUUACCAAAUCUAAUAGAACUGUAUUUGCACUCUAACAACAUAGUGCUUAUUCCGGAAGCAAUUGGAAACUUGGCCCGUUUGCAGUCACUGGACCUGAGCAACAACGCCCUCCAGCUGCUGUGUCCGGAGGUGGGCCGACUGAGGACGUUACGCCACCUGAGGCUGUCCAACAACCAGCUAAAGUGCCUCCCACCAGAGAUUGGCGACCUGCAUGAGCUGGAGACUUUGGACGUGUCCAUGAAUCAGCUCAUGUCCCUCCCCGAGCGUCUGCACCGCUGCAUCUCUCUGCAGAGCCUCAGCGCAGACCACAACCUGCUGAGCCACAUUCCCCGCCACCUCUGCCGGCUGCACCGCCUCAACCAGCUCUCCAUGGCGGCCAACCGCCUCACCUUCCUGCCACUCGAUCUGGGGCGAUCACGGGAACUCCAGUUUGUAUUUGUGGACAACAAUGUGGACCUGAAGGGCCUACCGUCCUACUUGUACAACAAGGUCAUCGGCUGCAGCGGGUGCGGCGUGUCGCCACAUGUGCUCACCGGCGAGCUGGGCGACUCUCUGGAUGAGGAUCUGAGCAAAGGUCUGGUUGGGCUGCCCGCUGAUGUCAAGGUGGUCGCCUCAGAGGCAGACAACGUGGUUCCCCUAGAGGAGCUCGCCAUGAGAACACUACACCGCCUCUUCCACCAGCAACGCAACCACCAUCGCCGCCACACAGAUGUCAACUUCCUGCCUCCCAUCGCUCUGCCAAAGAGUUUUCUUGACCUGCUGCAGUUCCCGCUGGGUCACUGUCACCGCUGCAGCCAAGCCAUGUUCACCAUCAUCUACCCCAAACUCUUCCCACUGCGUCACACCGCCCUGGCAGGCGUGCACCGCAGGGCAACCGUCAGUUUUGUAGCGUACUGCUGCUCCAAGCGCUGCCUACGAACAUUUAACCUCCAAGGAUGACGUCGCUGCUUUCUUUAGGCUCCUCCCAUUCUGUAGCCAGUGGACUUACCGUGCCAGAAAGGCAGAGGCGGAUGUUUGGCGGCGCUAACGGCAGUCUUGAGGACACGUGCGUCCCUGCGUGCGUAAUUAUGAACUCCUUAAGUGAACAUUGCACUUUACUGUGCAUGUUGAUUUGAUAACCUGUGUGUGUGUGUGUGUGUGUGUGUAUGUGUGUGUGUGUGUGUGUGUGUGUGUGUGUGUGUGUGCGUGUAUGUG